Dibothriocephalus latus is the source of this 1809-nucleotide messenger RNA. Lineage: Eukaryota; Metazoa; Platyhelminthes; Cestoda; Diphyllobothriidea; Diphyllobothriidae. The record is from the annotation of a GenBank genome assembly.
AUGGCUUUGCAUGAGGUGUUGUUCACGGUAGCUGGUGUCCCAGUUACUAUCCUCGGCUCCGUGUUGCUGUUUACAUGGCUUCUUUUCCUGUGGGAGAGUUACCUCAACAUCCGCCAAAAGAGUGUGGCCAUACAAAAUGAACAAAUACCAUCGUCGUUGCAAUCAUUAAUGGACGUCAGCGCUUAUGACAAAGCGCGACUGUAUUCGAUUGACAAAAUUAAUUUUGGAUUGAUCAACGAAGUAUAUAACAUACUGGAGACUACCGUUUUACUGUACUUUGGCGCUUUAGCAUGGCUCUGGUAUAAAUCUCAAGAUCACGUGGUAUAUUUCAACUCUCUUAUGCCGGAAAACUUCCUUGCUCAUGUCACGUUCAACAAAGAAAGUGAAAUAGCGUGUUCAAUGCUUUUUAUAUUUUACAUAUCUGUGUUUUCACUCGUCGAUUCGUUACCAUGGAGUCUUUACCGCAAUUUUGUGAUCGAGGCUCGAUAUGGCUUUAACAAACAAACAAUUGGCUUCUUCCUCAAAGACAAACUUAAGGGAUUUAUCAUCCGUACGAUAAUUGGUUUGCCGAUCUCCGCUGUCCUUAUAUGGAUAAUUAAAUGGGGUGGUGACUACUUCUGCCUGUACGCUUAUAUUUUCAGCCUCUGUGUCUCGCUUACACUGAUGUUCAUUUAUCCUGAAUUUAUCGCACCUCUUUUUGACCGUUAUGAGAGGUUCCCAGACGGCCCUCUUAGAACAAAAAUUGAGGAACUAGCUGCGAGCAUAUCUUUUCCUCUUAAGAAACUGCUGGUUGUUGAGGGAUCCAAACGGAGUUCUCACAGCAAUGCCUACUUUUACGGAUUUGGCUCAAACAAACGCAUAGUCUUGUUCGAUACGCUUAUCAAGGGUUUUAAACUGCCAGAUAAAAACGCAAAGGAGGGUGAAGCAACCAGUCCGGCGCACGACGCCGAGACGCACACUAUCGAGACUGCAACACAAGGAGCGUCAGAAUCCGGACGUGCUGACUGUCUUAGCCGCGGUUGUGAGGAUGACGAGGAAAUUCUGGCUGUACUUUCCCACGAACUGGGUCAUUGGAAGUUGAGCCAUAACGCGAAGCUUCUAGUUGUGUCCCAGGUCAAUCUCCUUCUAAUGUUCAUCUUUUUCCAACUAAUGAUCAACAUGGACCCUCUGUUUACGAGCUUUGGCUUCCAGCCUUCAACAACGCCUAUACUGCUCCGUUUGAUAAUUAUUUUCCAGUUUGUAUUCAUGCCGUACAAUGCUGUGCUGGACUUUUUGAUGACACUUGUCGGUCGGAGCUUUGAAUUUCAUGCUGAUGCAUUUGCGGUUGGACUCAAGAAUGGCGAGAAGCUUAAAAGCGCUCUGAUUGUGCUAACCAAGGACAACUUGUCCUUUCCUGUUUACGACCAUAUCUACUCUCUGUUUACGCUUUCUCACCCACCUCUACUUGAACCGUUGAUCUUUUUGGAUGUCCAAAUGGAACCCUCCUCAGGCGCCCGGUCGCCAAGACAGCGUCUGGCAGUAGGAGCGGGAAUUGGCUUUGCAGCGGCCUCUAUGGUCUACCUCCUCUCGCCCUUCCUGGCUCCUGCCUUUCGUCGUAUAUGUCUGCCCUUUGUUCCUGCCACCCCGGACCAACUUCGAAACGUUUGCGAACUUCUGAGGCAUGCCCAGGGCUCUGGACGGCGACUGGGCAGGGUCCUGGAUAUUGGCAGUGGAGAUGGCCGUGUGGUAAGCAUAAUUGCCCCCUCCAUUCAUUGUUUUAUGGGCAUUUUGGUUGGCGAAUCAACUGUCUUUAUUUACGACUGCCGGUAA